This is a messenger RNA of Capsella rubella, 634 nucleotides long. RefSeq names its product 40S ribosomal protein S23-2. Gene Ontology annotation, molecular function: structural constituent of ribosome. The transcript is spliced from 4 exons. Gene Ontology annotation, biological process: translation. Gene Ontology annotation, cellular component: cytosolic small ribosomal subunit; ribosome. The record is from RefSeq and is a predicted model, not a curated record. NCBI's taxonomy places the organism in Eukaryota, Viridiplantae, Streptophyta, Magnoliopsida, Brassicales, Brassicaceae. The coding region runs from base 94 to 522 and encodes 142 amino acids.
AAAUUAGGGUUUCUCUCUCUCGAACUUAAACAAGGUCGCGCCUUCUGCAGUUUCAGCUCAUCUCUCUUACCUGUAUCUCUCGCCGUCGUCAACAUGGGUAAGACACGUGGUAUGGGAGCUGGGCGCAAGCUUAAGAGGCUUCGGAUUAACCAGAGGUGGGCAGACAAGAGUUACAAGAAGUCUCACCAAGGUAACGAGUGGAAGAAGCCUUUUGCUGGAUCAUCUCACGCUAAAGGAAUCGUCCUUGAGAAGAUUGGUAUUGAGGCUAAGCAGCCUAACUCUGCCAUCCGUAAGUGUGCUAGAGUUCAGUUGAUCAAGAACGGCAAAAAGAUUGCUGCUUUUGUCCCCAAUGAUGGUUGUUUGAACUACAUUGAAGAAAAUGACGAGGUGUUGAUUGCUGGAUUUGGGCGUAAAGGUCAUGCUGUUGGAGAUAUUCCCGGAGUUAGGUUUAAGGUGGUGAAGGUUUCUGGUGUCUCACUUUUGGCGCUUUUCAAGGAAAAGAAGGAGAAGCCUAGGUCUUAAGCUCUACUACUUUUGAUGCUUUCUUGUUGAUGGAUUUUUUAAAUAUUUAAAGACAUGCCCAUGUUCUACUUAAAGAUUCAGAGGAGUUGAGUUUAUCUUGUUUUUGUUUUAA